UAUCGCAAGGGUCGCUUGUUAGAUUUUUUUUUUAAUCCUCGGUCUGGUCGGUGCUUCAUUUUCGUCGACUUUCCCAUUCAUGGACCCGAGCAAGACUAUGCUGCCUAAUCUGGUUCAAACUCCCUCCUUUCCUUCCUCUUGCUCUUCACCCCUGUCUCGCUCUCCUCCUACUUCCACCGCUUCUGCCUCCUUUGAUGCUUCCUCAUUUUGCUCUUCCUCUGGAUUGAUCGAGACCCAAUAUCCCACCAUUUCUCAAUUUAUUGAUUGUGCCGCCCCCUCCUCCUCUUCUUCUCAAUCGACGCCAUUUCAAGUCACCCCUUCUUCGUCAUCCCCCACACUGGAACCAAAGUUAGAAUGCUUGCAGGGUGUCUCUAACAAGUCACUCAAUAUUCUUUCUCCUUCCGCCGAAUCAUUUUCGUGCGCUGGAGUAGUAGUGGACAUUCCAAGGCCUCUGGAAUUGCUGUUGAGAUCUCCGAUUACUCCGUUCCUUUCGAAGACGUACGAGAUCGUUAAUGACCCAUCGCUGGAUCGCAUCGUCUCCUGGAGCCCGGCUGGUCAAAGCUUCGUGGUGUGGGAUCCGAUUGAGUUUUCGCGGAUAGUUCUACCUCGGCAUUUCAAGCACAGCAAUUUCUCGAGCUUUCUUCGUCAGCUAAAUACUUAUGGUUUCCGCAAGAUUGAUGGUGAUCGAUUGGAGUUUGCCAAUGAAGAAUUCUUACGUGGUAAAAGAACACUGCUGAGAAAUAUAAAUAGACGGAGGUCACCUCGCGUCCAGCCUAAAGUUCCAUUUUUAGGUUCUUCAAUGGGGAUGGAGCUUUUGGGAGUUGAAGAUGAACUUCAGAAACUGAGAAGCGAGAAGUAUAUGCUGAUGCAAGAGGUUUUGAAAAUGAAACAGGAACACCUUGUGACCAUUAAGGAGAUGGAUAAUCUGAAUCGUAGGUUGCAAUCAGCAGAAUUGAGACAAAAACAAAUGAUAGCUUUCUGGGUCAAGGUGCUCCGAAAUCCUGUUUUUUUGAUGCAGCUUAAACAGUCCAAAAAACUGAGAGAAAUUUCUUCUGUGAGGUCGACAAAAGCAUCUCUCGAGUACGAGCAGCCUAGUGAAGAUUGUAUGAACAAGUCGAGAACACGGCAAAUUGUCAAAUAUAGGCAAAGCUUUUGCGAGCCGGAUUCUAUUUUUGCUCUUCAAGAUUUGGAAUCUAGUUCAGAAACACAACAAACUGAUCAUCUUUUGCAAGCCAUGUCUGUUGAACGUGGUCCUGUUCUUAUGAUAAAGGAUGGAAGCUCCAAUAAGCCACUUGAAAUGACAGAACCAUCUUUUAACCAAAAUGCUUCUAUCAAGUGGAAAAAUAUAAUGAUUUCAGGGGAAGAUGCUAGUCUUGGUUCAGCUGACUUCUAUGUAUCUUCACCAGAAGAAAUGGCCAAGGCAUCUAUUUUUUCUUUAGGCAAGUGUUCUGCUCAACCGGUGCUGCAGAUUGACAAAAUUAAUAGUAAAAGUGUAGGAGAAAUUCAAGGUGAUAAGGAAUGCCAUACCGAAUACCUUGCAUCAGCUGUCAAUGUCGUAGAAGAAAUUGGUUGCAAGGAAGAAUUCUGGGAUGUAGAUUUUGAAGCUGGUCGUAGUUUUAAUUCUGAGCAUGAUGUGAGGGACAAUAUUUUCUGCAUCAAUCCUGUAGUUCCAGGUGAUGAAAUUGGACUUUCUGAGAUGUGGGAUAUUGGUUCACACUUUAAUGAUGGUUUUGAUAUUGACAAAUGGAUUGGUAGGGAAUUUCUUCUCCUGCCGGAUAUGGAUGAAGAUGUUCUGAGAGACGAUCAUACAAAAAACUCAGGAUCCUAGGUGUUCAUAUUUCUCAUAGAUCAUCUGCUUUGGGGUUAUAUCUACGUUCAUCUAAUGAGUUGAGAUACUUGAGCUGUUGUAGGUGGCCCAAGCCCGGUGGUAUAUUACCAUUGAUCCAGUUGAGGCUGAGAUCAAGCCGUUUGAGGAAGGUGAGUUUGCUAAUGGUUGAAUCUUCAUUCUUUAGAAUACUAUUGCUUUCCUGUUUCUUAACCGAAAUUAAUAUUCACAUUUUACUAUCUUGCUCAAAAUCGAUAUUAUUGUUUUCCUCUAUAUUUGACGCUCAAAUCUUGCUACCAAAAAAAGCCCCAUAAAACCUUGCUAAAAUCCUCACUCUUCUUCUCAAAAUUUUCAUAUCAUACUUACCCUUGGAAGAGAUAAAUGCAUGCCGACGGUUCUUAAGUUCUUGCAUAUGUGACAGACAAAUUUGCACCCUUGCUAAAACCUUCACUCCUCUUCUCAAACUCGGGAUUUGACAGUUUCACUGGAGGACUUUGUGGCACGAGACAUACACAGUUUGCAUGCUAAAAACAAUUUAAUCAUUUU
Messenger RNA from Phalaenopsis equestris, 2371 nucleotides. RefSeq names its product heat stress transcription factor A-3-like. Gene Ontology annotation, cellular component: nucleus. The coding region runs from base 80 to 1828 and encodes 582 amino acids. Gene Ontology annotation, molecular function: DNA-binding transcription factor activity; RNA polymerase II cis-regulatory region sequence-specific DNA binding. Gene Ontology annotation, biological process: regulation of transcription by RNA polymerase II. The transcript has 3 exons. The record is from RefSeq and is a predicted model, not a curated record. Lineage: Eukaryota; Viridiplantae; Streptophyta; Magnoliopsida; Asparagales; Orchidaceae.